This is a messenger RNA of Girardinichthys multiradiatus, 1879 nucleotides long. RefSeq names its product maternal B9.15 protein. Gene Ontology annotation, biological process: negative regulation of cell population proliferation; negative regulation of mitotic cell cycle. The coding region runs from base 140 to 982 and encodes 280 amino acids. The record is from RefSeq and is a predicted model, not a curated record. NCBI's taxonomy places the organism in Eukaryota, Metazoa, Chordata, Actinopteri, Cyprinodontiformes, Goodeidae. Gene Ontology annotation, cellular component: nucleus; cytoplasm. The transcript has 5 exons.
GAACAGAGAACAAGGAAGCAACAUGUGCCGUGCUUAAGUCCAACAACACAUUAGCGAAGGUCGGUGGAGCGGAGAGGAGCGAAGCGCAUUCAUUGCCGGGUUUCCCACUAAAAGGACACUUUAAUAUUAAACAAAAAGAAUGAAGAGAGAAGUAAAAGCAGGAGUCGCCUUCUUUAAACGUCUGGUGGUGGCUCGAGGCAAGCUGGAUGAAGCCAAAGCAGAGCGGUUCGCUGAGAAACUGCAGAAACUUUUAUGUGACAAAUACUGUGACCACUGGUACCCUGAAAGCCCCACCAAAGGCCAGGCAUACAGAUGUAUCCGGAUAAAUAACUGUGGACCUUGUGAUGAGGUGGUGCUUAAGGCCUGUGAGGAGAGCGAGCUUACGCCCAGCGAGCUGGGGCUUCCAUUUGAGAUUACGCUGUGGAUCGAUCCGCUGGAGGUGUCUGUAAGGUCUGGGGAAAACGGCAGACCUUUUACAAUAGCUCAUUUCAUUGAAGGAGAGGGGAGUGCAAAGGCAGACCAGGACGACUCCUCCGUGAACCUGGACACGUCAGAUUACCACUCCGCCACCUCAUCAGAUUGCAGCUCUGUCUCGUCCAGUGACACAGAAGAGGAUGCCAAGGAUGGGGAGCUGGAGUAUCACAAGAAACUGGAGGAGCAUGAGAAAAAGGAGGCAGCAGAAGGCAACGCCUACACAGUGACGAUGGUGCCCAGGAUCAGGAAAGGGAAUGGAGAAGCACUAAAUAAACUCAGAUAUGUCAGAAAGAAGAUUCCUGCCAGUCUCCAGUAUUUCUACCAUCCGACACCCGUGUGGUCCCAGUACAAAAAGGGGACUCCGGUGUUCCUGACCACAGUGUGUGCGUCCCCCGCACCGCCUUCUCCACCCCAGCAGGUUUUUGGUUACUACAUCAUGCCACAGCCGUCUCCACAGUUCAUCCUGUCUCAGGCCGCCCUGCAGCCGUGGGGAGCGGUGAAGGGUUAGAGCAUCUGUAGACCUGGGGAGGGAGGGGGUGAAACCAGAUGGACCACCUUCUUUGAAUGAGCCAUGUAGUGAAGAGUCUGAGUUUAGCUGCAUUUGGGCCAAAAAGAGUAACUUUUAAAAAUUGCCAUGUAUAAAGCUAUUUCUUGCACAAUCCUUAACAACUCUGCUGAAUUGUAGUUUUUUUUAAUACACAGCACAGCAAAACCACUGUACCUGAGCUAAAUAUUUUUAAUCUGCUGGUGUUUCUGCACUGCAAUUUUAAAAAAUGUACUUUAUUUAUUAAGAAUGAUUUUUUGUUUGUUUUUUUUUAUCACUGGGUGGACCAACUCAGGAACUCUUAGCAAUAUGCUUUAUGCCAAAAAAGUUAUUUUGUAAUGAUGAUCAUUGUCAAACAUGGUUCUCUGUGCACAAUCUUUGUAAAAUGUAAAUCAGGGUCUUCAUGUAUGUUAACUACAGUGAGAAUAUCUGUAUAUUAAGACAAUUAUUUCUGCUGAACAGCUUGUAUAUACUUAGGAACAUACAUAUACCCACAUUCUGAACUUUGUAUUUUGUUGUAAUUUAUUUUACCACCAGUAGAUGGUGGUCAAGUUGCAUCGAAUACAUGAAAUUGUAUAUUUUUUUAUGAGGCGUAGUCUCUGUACAUUGCAAGUCUUAGUUCACAAACAAAUCCUCUUGCUCACUGCUUUUUAAAUUGUUGUAAAUAAUCUUUAUUAUCUGCUGCAGCUGUAUAAAAGAUGGAUACAAAUGCAUGCUUCAUUCACUAAAUUCAGUGUUGAUUUGGAUAAAUAUUUAUUAACUGUCCUAACAGUUUUAAGCUUGUGUGUUCAUUAAUUUGUCUUUACUAUUCAAAUGAAACUUUUACCUCUUUUACUGCAGAUUAAACCAACUUCAUCUUAA